AACCUCAAACGCAACACCCCACAAACCCUACAGCGCUACCGCAGCAUAUUACCCAACGCUGCAAUGCUCUCUAUCACAUCCUCCCUAAUCAAGAGCAGCCGUGUCGUCCAGUGCGUCAGGCUGCUACACACUUCUCCUAUCGCCGAAAUGCCGAUACAGGUUGGUGAACCUCUCCCCUCAGUGGAGGUCCAGGAAGGGGAGCCAGGGAAUAAGGUUUCUAUGGAUCAACUCUUCAAGGGGAAGAAGGGAGUCCUCUUUGCUGUACCUGGAGCUUUCACCCCUGGUUGUUCAAAGACUCACCUCCCAGGUUUUGUGCAGCAGGCAGCGGACUUGAAGGGUAAAGGCAUACAGGAGGUUGCUUGUAUAUCUGUCAAUGAUGCAUUUGUCAUGGCUGCCUGGGGGAAGGAGCACGGCACAGAUGGCAAGGUUCGCAUGCUUGCUGAUCCUACUGGAGCUUUCACAAAGGCGGUCGACCUGUUACUCGACAGUGAUCAGAUUGUUCAGGUGCUUGGGAACAAGCGAUCCAAGAGGUAUGCCAUGUUGGUGGAAGAUGGCGUUGUGAAGAAGAUCAAUGUGGAGCCUGAUGGCACUGGACUGACCUGCAGCCUGGCCUCAAACAUUCUGUCUGAUCUGUAGAUUUGUUUAGAGCUUCUUCACCUGAAUUACAUGCACUUACAGGGUAAAAGUUGCACUUACAAAGCCCAGUACAAACCUUUUCCACCUUUCCUUAAGACUUAUGCAAACGUCCAAAAUGAAGCCAGACGGUUAUUAAUGCGCACAACUUUGACAUUAAUGGAAAUCCAAAGGAACUGUCCCCUCUGUAUACUGUUACUCCUGAAAAAAUAAAACUCCCCCUGAAAGCAAUAA
Labrus mixtus (cuckoo wrasse) is the source of this 867-nucleotide messenger RNA. It is a transcript of the gene prdx5, whose product is annotated as peroxiredoxin 5. Gene Ontology annotation, molecular function: thioredoxin peroxidase activity. The record is from RefSeq and is a predicted model, not a curated record. Gene Ontology annotation, cellular component: peroxisome; mitochondrion; cytoplasm. NCBI's taxonomy places the organism in Eukaryota, Metazoa, Chordata, Actinopteri, Labriformes, Labridae. Gene Ontology annotation, biological process: hydrogen peroxide catabolic process; cellular response to oxidative stress; cell redox homeostasis. The coding region runs from base 64 to 636 and encodes 190 amino acids. The transcript is spliced from 6 exons.